AUGAGAUGUGUACGUGUUGAUCAAGACCCCGAUGCAGGGACGAUUUUUUACCAGGAUCCAUGGGUGAAACGAGCAUCAGAAGAUCUCGUUAUACUGAACUUGGGCAGUAUGCCGCUUGCCAUAACCGUCCGGUGGCCGGCAGAUCCCUGUCGUUUCACCGGUCUGGGAGGCAAUACCUCACAUUCUCCACUUGGGCGUUGUUUAUGCUGUCUUUGGCAUUGGUUUCCUGCUUGCUUCAUUGCUAGGAUGAUCUUCGAACUUUGCUAG
Molecule: messenger RNA, 267 nt
Organism: Bipolaris zeicola 26-R-13
Lineage: Eukaryota; Fungi; Ascomycota; Dothideomycetes; Pleosporales; Pleosporaceae
Exons: 1
Coding region: 1-267 (88 amino acids)
Source: RefSeq, a predicted model, not a curated record